AUUUAAAAUUUUGACUAUAGAUCUCUCGAAUCUUUUUAGAAGACAAUAAUCUUUUAUCAUGUAUUCUGUAAUUGUAUGAAAAUAAUUAUUUACUUCAAGUAAUUUCACAGAAGCGCGCCUAAUUAUUUUGCAUGAAACUAGGUUAUAUUUAGUAUUCUGAAAAUUUAAUAAACAAAAUUUCUACCAUGGACAUAAAAAAAGAAGUGGAUCUAUACCGUGAUACACCUAUCAGAUAUUUGGGAUAUGCAAACGAAAUUGGAGAAGCUUUUAGAUCUAUAGUUCCAAAUUCAAUUGUAUGGCUCAGUUACGCUGUAGCCAGUGGCUACGUUCUUGCAGACACAAUUAACAAUGGCUUUAAAGCUUAUCAAGAUAAUGUAACUCCAAAAGCAACAAAAAAUACUGUACUUUCCAUGACAGACACUUUAUUGUGGCAGUCAUUUGCAUCUGUAGUUGUGCCUGGUUUGACGAUUAACAGAGUUUGCGCUGCUGUUCAAUUUGUACAAAAAAGAAGUAAUAAUGUGUUCUUAAAAAGCAAAUGGAUUCCAACCAUUAUUGGUUUAGCAUCCAUACCUUUCAUAAUACGUCCUAUAGACAAUAUAGUAGAAGAAACAAUGAAUGUAACAUACAGAAGGUGGAUAGGAUACUAUCCAAAAUGACCGUUAAUUAAUAAUAUAUGAUUAUUCAGAGCUGUUCGAGAAUAGAUCUUAGAUUUAUUCGGUUUUCGAAUGAAACGAAAACAUUUUCGCUUGUACAAUACUCUAGCGUAAAAAUGCUAAUAUAAUAUUAUUGAAAGUUAUCUAUUUUAUUAUACUAUACACGUUGAAUUUUGUAUUGCAUUGCUCAAUAUCUUGGAACAUGUAUUCGAAAACAAAUCCGAAUGCUUUGUUAAAAACAAACAAAUAAAAUUCGUUAUUGUUAUUUUU
Messenger RNA from Bombus impatiens (common eastern bumble bee), 923 nucleotides. RefSeq names its product mitochondrial fission process protein 1. Bases 186 to 656 code for a protein of 156 amino acids. NCBI's taxonomy places the organism in Eukaryota, Metazoa, Arthropoda, Insecta, Hymenoptera, Apidae. The record is from RefSeq and is a predicted model, not a curated record. The transcript is spliced from 4 exons. Gene Ontology annotation, cellular component: mitochondrion. Gene Ontology annotation, biological process: mitochondrial fission.